This is a messenger RNA of Ipomoea nil (Japanese morning glory), 1536 nucleotides long. RefSeq names its product inactive LRR receptor-like serine/threonine-protein kinase BIR2. The coding region runs from base 342 to 1166 and encodes 274 amino acids. Lineage: Eukaryota; Viridiplantae; Streptophyta; Magnoliopsida; Solanales; Convolvulaceae. The record is from RefSeq and is a predicted model, not a curated record. Gene Ontology annotation, molecular function: protein binding. The transcript is spliced from 2 exons.
AGCACACAUCUCCCCAGCCCCACUCCUCUCUUUUCUUCUUCUUCUUCUUCUCUCUCUCUCUCUCUCUCUCUCUCUUUCUCUGCCAGCUGACUGUCUUCCCAUAUGCCCCAAACCCAUUCACGCUGAAAGAUCCUUCGCCUUAACACCUACCCUCUUAUUUAACCACUCCCACUGUUCAACCGGAGACACAACAAUAACUGUUUCCCUGUUUUUCUCUCUCCCCUUUUUUCCGCCUUCAUUCAUUUCCACUGUUUUCUCCGUGACGUGAAGAGUUGCCUGCCUGACAGCGGUUUCAGAAACGGCAGAGGUGAAAUAGUUUUAGUUUCCUCGGAUCGGGAUACAUGGUUGGUGGCGGCGGGAUUUGGCGGCGGGUGUUGGUGGUGGUGUUUGUGGCAUGCGCCGCCGGGAUGGGGGCGGCGGAUCCCAACGACGAGCAGUGUUUGACUCAUCUCAGUGAGUCGUUGGAGGAUCCGAUGAAGAAUCUGCAGAACUGGACGAAAGACAGGUUCGCGAAUCCUUGUACAGGAUUCACCUCGUACUUGCAGGGCGCGACUUGCAACAAUGGCCGAAUCUAUAAGCUUUCGCUUAAUAAUCUCUCCCUCCGAGGCUCCAUUUCGCCGUAUCUCUCAAAUUGCACUAAUCUCCAGGCGUUAGACCUUUCUUCUAACUCCCUCUCUGGGCCCAUCCCGCCGGAGCUUCAGUUCCUCGUUAACCUCGCCGUCCUUAACCUCUCCGACAACGACCUCUCCGGCGCAAUCCCGCAGCAGCUCGCCCUCUGCGCCUACCUCAACGUCAUCGAUCUCCACGACAACCAGCUCUCCGGCCUCAUCCCGCCGCAGCUGGGGCUUUUAGUCCGGUUAUCCGUCUUCGACGUCUCCAACAACCGGCUGUCCGGCCCGAUUCCGGCGUCGCUGGGGAACCGGAGCGGCAACCUGCGGCAGUUCAAUGCGAGCUCGUACGAGGGGAAUAAGGAUCUGUACGGGUACCCAUUACCGAACAAGAAAAACAAUGGGCUCUCCAUUUUAGCCAUUGUGGGGAUCGGGUUGGGGAGUGGGCUCUUGAGCUUGGUGCUCAGCUUCACCGCCGUCUGUAUGUGGUUGAGAGCCACCGAGCAAAAAAUGGCCGCCGAAGAAGGCAAAAUCGGCCAUCUCAUGCCUGAUUAUUAGAUUAAAUUAAGCAAAAAAGAAAAAAAAAAAAACUGUAUUUACAGGUAUGCUAGCCUAGCCAGUACUUCUUGAUGAUCAAGAUCUUUUUUUUUUUUUUUUUUGUUGUUGUUAAUUUUUUACUUUAGUUUUUCCCCAUUCCUUAUUGGUUGGAUUUUGGGGUAGGGUGGCAGGGGGUUUUCUUCCUUGAUCAAUUGCUCUUGUCCUUUUAUUGAUCACUGGAAUUUUACCCUUUUCCUGUUUUUGGUUUCUUUCAUUUUCUUCCCCUCUUUGCAGUCUUGGUUGAAAGACCAGUUUUGGUCCCCCUUUUUUCCCCUUAACAAAUUGACAAUGUAUAAAGAAUUUGAAUGCACUUAAACCCCACUAGAUUGCU